Messenger RNA from Gryllus bimaculatus (two-spotted cricket), 4092 nucleotides. Lineage: Eukaryota; Metazoa; Arthropoda; Insecta; Orthoptera; Gryllidae. The record is from the annotation of a GenBank genome assembly.
ACAAAUAGUAGAGGUUGGUAGUGGUAUAGAUCUACUGUUUAGGUAGUGGUAGUAAUGUAGCAAAGAGGGGGUGAUCGUCAAUUGAAUUUAUCAAUUGGAAAGAUUUGGAAAGUCUGAUUGCCGAAUAAUUAAUGUAGUAAAUGUUUUAAAAAAAUAUUGAUUGUAAGACAAUUUUGUAACAAAUUGUAGCUAACAUUAAAGUGCAAGUGUGUGUAUGCUUAUGUGUCUUUGUAGUUGUAACUUCGCCUGUGACAACGCCGAUUAUGCUAUUGUGGUUCCCAUAACCUUAGAUUGUGAGUGCCGACAAUUCGGAAGAUACACGAGAAUUUAAAAAAGUUAUAUGGAAGGCGUGCAAGUCAUUGUCUUAGCCGCGAGAGAUUUUUGGGACGAAUUUCAUAUUACAAAGUCGAAAUUUUUACCAAAUUAUGAAAAUUGUAGUGUUCUCGAGCAAAACUCUACAGACGUUCGAAGAAAUAGUGGAAUUGCUUUGAUUCCGCACGCAGACUGCCUUCAUUAUGUGUGUUCUAAUGAAACACGCAUGAAAACCAGAAUCAUUGGAAACCCAUAUUUCAUUUCUGAAGGCGUAACUCGUUAUGAAUAUGAACAAGAACGUUAUAAUUUUAAACAGUGUUACAAAACUCAGAUGAACGGCCACUUAUUGUCAGUGUUUGUAAAUACUUUAAAAGCAUCAGAAAUUUAUCGGACAGCAGUGAUAACACAUUUACUACAAUGUAAAAAUAUAGAACAAAAUAAAUGUACAUCAAUGUAUCCUCUUAAACUUAUUAUUCAACUUUCUUCUCCUAAGAAGGAAAUUAUUGACUAUAGUUGGAAUGAACGAAUGCUGACAAUGGCACUGGAACGUAGGGAAUUGGAUCAUGCAAUGUCAUGGUUCUCAACGCUAGGAGGGGCCUUCUCAGCUUUAGGAGAUCACUUUGACCACUGUGCUUUAGUUGCUGGACAAAUUUCCAUCAAACAGUUGAAACUUGCUCUUCGGCUGGGAGAUCCUAUGACAGUAGCACGCUGCAAACUGUACCUGGCUCUGAGUUUGUUGCAAAGGGGCUAUUUAACAAAAGCAAAACAUAUCAUUAAAGAGCAAUAUCAGUUUGCUACCACAUCUCCAGUCAUUGACAUGAGACUGAUUCGAAUGUGCCAAGGGAUUUGGGCAAAAUUGAAAUAUUCAUAUCAAAUGAAACAAAAUGAAAAAAAAAAAUAGUUGAUCAAGAGCUCCUUCAAACUCUUUUCAAUUUACUCUGAGCAGUUUUGUUUAAAAGUAUACUUUUUAAACAAAUGUUACAGUUUGCAAAUAGUGCUUACACUAAUGUUUUUCUAUGAAGCUGGUGCAUGUGUACACUGGAAAAAUAAGAAAAUAAAACUCCAUGUGCACAUAUCAACAAUGAUUUUAUUUUACCUUCUUAGCAUUAGUGGUAUUUUAUAUUAUUAAUGAAUUUAUUUUGAUUACAAAUUUUUGCUGAAUGCUAACAUUCUUUGUCAUUUAUUGAUAAAUGUUAGUCUUCUAAGCUAGGUUUAUAAGCAUUUCCAGUAAAUGCAAACUAGUCAUACAAAAGCUUGUUUCAAAUCCUGUGAUAACAAAUGAAGACAUUAUUGAUUAGUUCUGUUUAAAGUGAAAAUUCUGCAAUUGUUAAUUCACAGAGAAAUAAGCACAACCUUGCGUAUAAAUAACCAAUUUUACUAUCAUUAUUAGCACAAUGAAGGUUUACAUCACUUAAUAUUAAGACAGGACUGGGAUCACAAAUAUGAUAAAGUGUACUCUUAGCUUUGGUAUUGCGUUACACAUAUCUACAUUCCAUGUUACAGUUUAAUAUCCAUGUGUUGUAAAUAGAUGUUCACUGCAUUUAAAAGAGCUGUGGAUAUUAGCUGUUUUAUACUCUUAAUUUGAACAUUUCUGUCAACCAUUUUGCUUAAGAUGUGUAAUAUACUGGCCUUGCAUUUAUUACAUUUGAGUAAUAUGCAAUACACAAUGAUAUGUACAGUCUUUACCAAUAGUGGAUACCUUCUGAAACAUAGAUCUUUUUGGCAUAACACUGACCGGAGGGAAGUUUCAUUCUUGUGCACAGAUCACACUGAACAGAACAUAAUGCUACACAAGUUGCACAUAUAUUCUUAUACCUUAUCUCAUCAUUGGUACAUGUAAUUUGUAAAUAUUUGUGUUUCUAUAAAUAUUUAAUAAACAAGAAGUGCCUGUUCAUCAUAUAUGCUCAUACAACUAAUUUGUGAGGACUGCUUUGAGAAUAGCGACAGCAUAAUCCAAGACAUCUUUUGAAAUAAAACAAAACUUUAUUUCAAAUUCUCUUUCUGAACAGUUAUUUAAAAAACACAAUAUUAAUGAUUUUUUCUCACAAUUCAUACCAAAAAUUGGUUAAUAAAUUAAGUACACAAAAAUAUUUCACUAAUGGUGUGCAAAAGCCAGAAGCUAUUCAGGCUCUUAUAUCUUCAUUUUAUUGGUCAGCCUGAGUUUCCCUUUGGUAUCUAUUUCCUAAUUAAUGUACAUUGCAAUUAAUGGUUAUGACUGGAAAGCAUUUCACCAAUAUACAACGUAAAAUUUAACUUGAUUGCUCUUCUCAAGAACACUAGUCAAUAUAGGAUACACUAGGAUUUCAUCUUUGUACUAAGAAACGGUAAGAAGCUUCAUUUCUGUCUAACAAACAAAAUAUAGGUAGAUAAACAAACUUUGCCAGGGGGAAUGGCACAUCAUAACGGACAUUCGCUCUCAAAAGCGAAUUAAAUGACAGUUAAAAAAUGAAAAGAGAACAGAAGUUCAGAAAAUAAUUGAUAACUACAAAACCCAAUUACCGUUAAUACUGUUACGGAAAAAAAGCAGGUUGUUAUUGAAUACUCAGCUACUCCUCUUCCCUGUUAACUACCCCUCAUUAAAAAUAAUGAAUCCAAAACUGAGACAACAAAAUUUGGAUUUUUUUUAAUGCAUUCAACAUUUUGUAAUUACUUUUUAGAAACAUGUUUUGAGAAUGUCAAAACCGUUGGUCUUCUCUACAAUUUGUUAAUUAACGUAGACUCCAGAUCCAGUUUUUGUUUUUUUACUUCUGAACAUAAUAAAUAAGUUCUACCUCAGAAUCCUCCAGGGUUCUUUAAACAACCAAACGCCAGUCAAUAUACCUAGUUUACUUUUGCUGUAGAAUUUAUAAUCUCCACAUAAAUUCAUUUAAGAGAACUAAAUUACAAAUAUUUAUUGGAUUAAGUAGUACAAUGAUUCCAUAAUCCUCAAUGCAGAGUUAAUAUACACUUAAAAGUAAGCAAGAAAAUGUUGAAUCAGCUUUUAGUAAAUUAUAAGAGGCUGAUUUUGCAAUGAUUUUGUUUAUUUCAUAAAUGCACUACCAAGAGAAUAAAAACUUACAGAAUUGUUUCCAAACAAUAUCAGAAACCAUUGACAAUUUUAAUCAAGUUAGUUUUUCAAUUCAAGAACACAAUGCUUCUGGUAUAGUUUUGAAUCUCACACAUAAAAAUAUUUAUGUAAUUUUGAAUCACAAAUAAGACAAUAUACAAAAUUUUACAGAGAAAAAGCAUUCAACAUUUUUUUCACAUCACAAAAAAAUAAUUGUGACAGUUUAUUAAGUUAAAAUAAUUCAUCAGUGAUAUCUCUGAUGUGUGAACAUAGUACUGAAGUGUUGAUGCAUUACUAAUUUUGUAAAAUGUCACUGCAUAUUAUAAAAAAAUUUAACUAACAAAUGACAAAUUUAUCAAGAGCAAUCAAUCAAAUUUAUGAACUGAAGCAGCUGCAAUAAAAAUUAAAUAGCACCAUUCUGAAAAAUAUUUCAAGUGUACAGAAUGUAAUUCUCAAGCUAUAUUACAACAAUCGUCACAACAGUACCUUUAAUCCACAAGUAGGACAUUUUUUAAUAAAAUUAAAUUUAUGAGCAGAUUUUAUUCUUUUAAAAAUUAUAUUAAUUGGAAAAAGUUGCCUAUAAAAAACUUAAAAUUUCUUUAAAAGAUAUGCAAUGAAACAUUAUUAAAGAACAUGGAUGUGAGUAAAUAACAAGAGUAUAUUAUUAGUUAUUUCUUCUUUUUUCCCCCCUUUUUUUCUUUUUGGUUUCGUUUCUCAUCAGGGUGCUAGGUAAU